AUGCAUCUUUCCAACUCUAUGCUGUUGAUGACGGCGCUGACCGCUGGGUCGGCCGUCGCUCGUCUUCACGGCCACGACCGCCGUCACGCUCACCCCCGGGACAUUGUCGAUGUCGAUAUCAAGGUCGAGCAGCCUGCCACCACUCCCGCCCCUGAGGUUGCCGAGCGUGGUAUCGGCGCUGAGGUCGUCGCUACCAUUGAUGGCCAGCUCGUCUCCUGGAUCAACGAGUGGUCUGGCCAGCAGUCCUCUGAGUCUUCCUCUGAGGCUGCCGACUCCGAGGCCUCCGCUACGCCCACCUCGACUGCCGCUCCCACCACCGCCGCUGCCUCCUCCAGCGAGGAAGUUGUCUCCAGUGUCAGCGCCACCCCCGUUGCCUCCAGCUCUUCAUCCUCCAGCUCCAGCUCCAGCUCCAGCAACUGGGCCGACUACCCCUCCGACGGCAAGUACACCACCACCGGUUUCGGUGCUUCCACUGCCAGCAAGCGCGUUGGCUCCCUCGACUGGGACUACAUCGGCAACGUCGGUAGCCCCUGGGGUAGCAACAUGAUCAAGGUCGAAGAGAGCAGCGCCAGCGGCUACAAGCACGUCAUCCGCUUCGAGAACGACAACCAGAAGGCCUGGAGCGUUAUCAUGUGGAACUCCUACGGUCCCAGCGGUGGCCUGAACGGAUUCUGGAGCCCCAACAAGGCCCUCCACUUCACCGUCGAGCCCGGUGAGAGCACCUUCGUCGCCAUCGACGACAACUCUCAGGGUGGAUGGGGUGCCGCCGAAGGCGAGGACCUCCCUACCAACUACGUCGGCGAGUAUGCUUCCACCUGGGGUGAGUUCGACAUGUCCAACGCCCAGAACGACAACUUCUCCGGCUGGGACGUCUCCUGCAUUAUCGCCGAGCUCGCCAACAUGGACAUCGCCGGUAUGCAGAUUUGCAACCACGAGGGUGAGAAGUGCUCCUCCAUCACCUCCGGCGCCGGCUCCGUUGUCAACGCCUACACCUCCGCCGACCAGGGCAAGCCCGACAAGGCUGUCGCCCAGUCCGCCGGUCCCGUCCGUCUCGUCGUCAACCUCGGCUGGUCCUCUUAG
Penicillium olsonii is the source of this 1080-nucleotide messenger RNA. The record is from the annotation of a GenBank genome assembly. Lineage: Eukaryota; Fungi; Ascomycota; Eurotiomycetes; Eurotiales; Aspergillaceae.